ACCCACAAAGUGUGACAAUACCUAAAACAUGGAAUUCGCAACAUCAAACUUUGCAUCAGACAACUUAUAUAUCCGUGGAUUUUUUUCAUAUGCCGGAUAGUUGCAUUCAUGAUUUACAUGAAAAUUCCUACCAGGUUCAUUCAAUUAUCCAAGCAUAAAUGCUGGACACUCACAUUUAAUUAAUUAAUUAGGGAAAUCCUUAUGAUAAUGACUAUUUUACUUUCCAUAUCAACGACCUUAUUCGUAGUUUCGUUUUCACAAUCAAUGCUUGAAUAAAAUAAGUUCUUUUCCUAAAUGAAAUGUAUUCAGUGUACACUUUCAUUAAUCCUGAGAACCAAAAAGAGAUUUUGAUAUUCUUAUCAUUACCAAAGUAUUCAGUAAUACAAAAUUAUUAGUAAGCUUCGAGAACUAAAUGCUAUCACUCAUAAGAGGAACUGGUGAUAUGUCACACUUAAUUUAAAAUGGUUCGUAAACCAUUUAUUGGUGCUAACUGAUUUGUUAACGGUAAUAUGACCAGUUGUACUUUUACUAAUUUGCUUAAUUCUCCUAAAUCUAUUUGGUCAGAAGAAAUAGUACAAUGCUGUUAAACUUUAUGUGAAUGAAAUCUAAGCUUUCAUUGAAACUAAUUAUUCGUACGUGCAAUUGUUAAAUUCUUUAAAACAUAGUUUGUAUAUUUCAAAUGUGUGAUAUAAUUCACUAUAAUAAUAAUAAUAAUAAUAAUAAUAAUAAUAAUAAUAAUAAUAAUAAUAAUAAUAAUAAUAAUAAUAAUAAUAAUAAUAAUAAUAAUAAUAAUAAUAAUAAUAAUAAUAAUAAUAAUAAUAAUAAUAAUAAUAAUAAUAAUAAUAAUAAUAAUAAUAAUAAUAAUAAUAAUAAUAAUAAUAAUAAUAAUAAUAAUAAUAAUAAUAAUAAUAAUAAUAAUAAUAAUAAUAAUAAUAAUAAUAAUAAUAAUAAUAAUAACAAUAAUAAUAAUAAUAAUAAUAAUAAUAAUAAUAAUAAUAAUACUGAUAAUGGGGAAAAUAUGAUAUUCUCAAUCAUUUAUCGGAAAUAA
This is a messenger RNA of Schistosoma guineensis, 1048 nucleotides long. Lineage: Eukaryota; Metazoa; Platyhelminthes; Trematoda; Strigeidida; Schistosomatidae. The record is from the annotation of a GenBank genome assembly.